AUGGCCGACAAAAUGGAUCGCGGUCUCGAUGAAAUCAUCGCAGACACACGCAGCAGCGGUCCUCGAAACAGACGCGGCGGUGGCGACCGUAGACGCGAUCGCAAUGACUAUCCUCGCGACGGCGUUAGAAAGUCCACCCGAAACGAGCCCAGAGCCAUUGAUAGCGAGUGGGUUCACGAUCGCUACGAAGAGAACAACAGCUCCCGCAGAGCUCCCGCUCCUCGUCGCCGCCGCGAUUCCCCCGGCCGCAGCGAGCCCACUGGGUCGAAAUUGAAGGUCGAAAACAUCCACUAUGACCUGACCGAAGACGAUCUGGACGAAUUGUUUGCCAGAAUCGGCCCCGUAGUGCGACUCCAGCUACUCUAUGACCGCGCUGGACGCUCCGAUGGCACAGCCUACGUGACGUACGAGCAUCGAGACGACGCGCUAGAUGCUAUCCGCCAAUACGAUGGCGCAAACGCAAACGGCCAACCGAUCCGACUGACGCUGAUGCCGUCGCGAAACCCAUUCGACACGGCCGUCAUGCCCGGGCGCCCUUUGGCGGAGAGAAUUUCAGCUCCCGGCGGCAGAUCUCGAUCGUUGUCACCGCGGCGCCGAUACGACGAGGGCGACGCCGCACGCAAGGGUAUUGAUAGGUACAUCCCCGGCGGUGGCAAUCGCUCCAGGAGUCCCAUGCCUCCCCGCCGUGGAGGACGUCGUCCUGGCGGCAGGCGUGAUGGGGGUGCCCCCAAGGAACAGGAAGGGGGUCGUGGCGGGCGAGGAAAUCCGAGACCUAAGAAGACUCAAGAGGAACUCGACGCUGAAAUGGCGGAUUACUUUGGAGGUGGCAGUGGAGGCGCUGCUGCCGCAGGGUCCGAGGCUCCCAACGGCAGUGCGCCCGCUCCGGCUGCGCACGAGGACCUGGAUAUGAUCGAGUAG
Purpureocillium lilacinum is the source of this 918-nucleotide messenger RNA. RefSeq lists its product as uncharacterized. Gene Ontology annotation, cellular component: nucleus. Gene Ontology annotation, molecular function: mRNA binding. NCBI's taxonomy places the organism in Eukaryota, Fungi, Ascomycota, Sordariomycetes, Hypocreales, Ophiocordycipitaceae. The record is from RefSeq and is a predicted model, not a curated record.